Messenger RNA from Oncorhynchus masou masou (cherry salmon), 434 nucleotides. Its product is annotated as tumor protein D54-like. Gene Ontology annotation, cellular component: cytoplasm. The annotation marks the transcript as partial. The transcript is spliced from 4 exons. Lineage: Eukaryota; Metazoa; Chordata; Actinopteri; Salmoniformes; Salmonidae. The record is from RefSeq and is a predicted model, not a curated record.
UCUGACCUCUCCGUGUGUUGCUGUCAGGUGGAGGAGGAGAUCAACACCCUGAGACAGGUGCUCCUGGCCAAAGAGAAGCAUUCUGCUGAGCUAAAGAGGAAGCUGGGGCUGAGCCCCCUCAACGAGCUCAAACAGAACCUCACCAAGGGGUGGCAGGAUGUCCAGACCUCCAAUGUAUAUCUGACAGCAUCUGAAACUCUGGAUGGCAUUGCCCAAUCUGAAGCGUAUAAGAAGACUCAGGAGACCCUGUCUGUGGCUGGACAGAAGACCACUGCUGCCUUCUCCACCAUGGGCACUGUCCUCAGCAGGAAACUGGGAGACAUGAGAGCGCUGCCUUUCUCAAACUCCUUUGGGUAAGAGUACUCUGCUGCUGCUGGGACCUGAAACAUCCCAAUUAAGCUACUUGAUCAACUUCUAUAGCAGAUCUGUACAGU